ACAUCUUUUUUUUUUUUUUUUUUUUUUUCUAAAUUUUCUCUCCUCUUUAUUAAACCCACUUCGCAGAUAAUAAUAAUUAUAAAAGAUUUGGUUGUGUUGUAGGGUUUCGAAUGUUUCUUUUUUAUUUUUUCUGAUACUGCUAACUCGAUAUAUCCUAAACUCCGUCGCCGCCGAUUCGACUGGUUGACUUGCCGCCGUUUUUCGCGUCGAUUUCCGCCUGUUCUUUGGCAGUAGUGGGCUGGUACGCCUUGGAUCUGUUGUUGUCGGUUGGUUCUGGGAGCUGGGGGGUUUUGUAUUUUUUGAAUUUUCGGACCGUUGAGUUGGCCGGAGAUGGCGGAGAAGAAGGUGGAGGAGCAGGAGGAGGGCGGCGCGGCGGUGAAGGGCGGGGAGUUGUUAUUCUGUGGGUGCACGAACUGGGACGGCAUUGGCCGGCGCAAGGUGUCGCCGGAGUUCAACCUGAUUUCGCCGACUAGGCUCCGGCCUCUCGUCGGCGUCAAUAUUUGCUUUGUCGCCGCCGGCUGUGCAUCUUGUCAUUGUGUUGCACUGGAUACUGAAGGUCGAUGCUACACGUGGGGUCGGAAUGAGAAGGGACAGCUUGGUCAUGGAGAUAAAAUUACCCGUGAUAGACCAACGGUUGUUUCAGAGCUCUCUAGGCAUAAAAUUAUUAGAGCGGGAUCUGGAAGGAGCCAUACUGUAGUUGUAACUAACGAGGGGCAGUCCUUCUCCUUCGGUUGGAAUAAACACGGGCAGCUCGGGACAGGAUCGGUUAAAAACGAAUUUGAGGAAUCUCCAGUACGUUGCCUUGUAUCCGAAGUCAAAACAACUUCUUGUGGAGCUGACUUUACUGUGUGGUUAACCUCCAUCGAAGGAUCUUCUAUAUUAACGGCCGGUCUGCCACAGUAUGGUCAGCUUGGCCAUGGCACCGACAAUGAGCACAAUACCAAAGAUAGUUCGGUGAGACUUGUGUAUGAAGCUCAACCGAAACCCCGAGCAAUAGCUGCCCUUGCUGGAGAAACCAUAGUUAAAGUAGCUUGCGGUUCAAAUCACACAGUUGCGGUUGAUAAAAAUGGAUCUGUUUAUACCUGGGGCUUCGGUGGUUAUGGAAGGCUUGGACAUAGAGAGCAAAAGGAUGAGUGGACUCCUCGACGUGUUGAUGUCUUUACUAGGCAAAAUUUUCUGCCCCCGGAAGCUAUAGUAUCAGCCGGUUCGGUAAACUCGUCGUGCACUGCUGGGGGAGGACAGCUAUACAUGUGGGGCAAAAUAAAAAACACGGGGGAUGAUUGGAUGUAUCCUAAACCGCAAAUGGAUUUAAGUGGCUGGCACUUGCGUUGCAUGGAUUCGGGCAAUAUGCAUCACUUUGUCGGUGCUGAUUCCUCGUGUAUAAGCUGGGGGCAUGCGCAAUCCGGGGAGCUGGGAUAUGGGCCGAACGGACAAAAGUCUUCCGCAAUUCCUAAAAAAGUGGAAAUCCUCGAAGGCAUGCAUGUUCUAAGUGUUGCUUGUGGGUUUGCACACUCCAUGGUUGUCGUUGACAGGACAGAUGUCGGUGAUAAAUUGGACCAGCUUGAAGUAUACGAUGGCAAGGCUUCCGAAGAAGUACCCGAGAACGAAACUCCGGUUCCUGAAAAAGCUCCCAAGAAAGCUACGAAGUCUGCUACAAACUCCAAAAAGAGGAAGAAGGCGAAGGACUCAUCAUCGGAGUCUGAAGAAGAGGAGGAGGAGAACAGCGACUAUGACAGCGAUGACAGCGAAGAACGGGCAAACGGGAAACCUGCGGGUAGGGGGAGAGGCGGCAAGGGCGGUAGCAAAUCGACACGCGGGAAAAAAGGCGGUACCGGUCGCGGUAGGGGCCGCCCGCCUGCUGCAACCAAGAGCAGUGCCAGCGAGAAAGCGAAAGGCGGCUCGGGUAAACGAGGAAGGCCCAAGAAAUCAAACUAGCGGUACCCAGUACCUAUCCUGAUUAAGUGAUAACAAAUCUGUUCAUAUGAGAGUAAAUGUAAUUUUACCCUGAUUGCCAUUGCCAUUGCCAUCAUUUGCAGUGGUUUAUGUAUUCCCUUCUUCUAUCCUUAGAGAUUGCUUACAUACUCUCUUAACAUUAAAUUAGAAAUUUCUUUGGAAAAUUUGACAGAGCUGACAGCUGAUGAAAAUGAGUAUGUAGUGUUGUAUCUGUCAGCUCGUUUUUGGAGAGCGCAAGAAAGCAAAAGAUAUCGAAAUUUCUAGUUUUUUAUAA
This is a messenger RNA of Ipomoea nil (Japanese morning glory), 2227 nucleotides long. RefSeq names its product protein RCC2. The coding region runs from base 331 to 1935 and encodes 534 amino acids. The transcript has 16 exons. Lineage: Eukaryota; Viridiplantae; Streptophyta; Magnoliopsida; Solanales; Convolvulaceae. The record is from RefSeq and is a predicted model, not a curated record.